This is a messenger RNA of Meleagris gallopavo (turkey), 2600 nucleotides long. Lineage: Eukaryota; Metazoa; Chordata; Aves; Galliformes; Phasianidae. The record is from RefSeq and is a predicted model, not a curated record.
ACCUUCCGUGGGCUGAUGGCCAAGCCACUGGGCACUGUGCCACCGCGCACCCAGCCCCAGCUCGGGGGGUCCCCGCCGGGCAUAGAAUUCCGCCGCCCACGGCAGGAGCAGCCCCAGCCCCCCCGGCUCCCUCCCAGUUGCCGCUCGCCCUCCCCGCAGAGCCAGGCCUGGCAGAGCCGUGACUCAUCAGCCUCCGGCCGCUCGCAGGCAGCAGCGCUGGCUGGCGGCCCCGACGCGGCCCUGGAAGCCGGAGCGCAGCCGUGCCCACAGGAUGCCCACCCGGCCGAGGGCAUGGAGCGGAGCAGCCCUCCUUGCAGCCCUGUGCUCCACGGCACAGCUGGGACAGGUCCUGGGGAGGCCACCCUUAUGGCCGGCAUCGCGGUGCCAAGCCCCGCUCCCACCAGGGAGCCUGGCGUAGACGGUGCCCAGUCUGCGCUGGAGGGCCCUGAGACAUUGAUGUCUGCAGAGGCGGCUGCCGAGAGCAGCGCGUGCCCCACCAGUGACGCGGAACGCACCCCAGACAAAACCUUCUCCAGCAGCAGCUUCCCUGGUGGCGAUGAUGGCAGCGAUGAGGACACGGCAGAGCUGACUUCAGGAGUCUUCACCGACUUCUCCGGGGAUUACGUGGAGCGGGCAGACAUGGCGCCGGCAUUCAAGUCCUUGCAGAAGCAGGUGGGGACACCGGACUCCCUGGAGUCGCUGGACAUCCCCUCUACUGCCAGUUCCUGCGAGGUGUUCAGCCCCACCGCCUUCACAUCUGCCGGGCAGCCCAAGGCUGUGGACAGCGGCUACGACACAGAGAACAAUGAGUCUCCUGAGUUCGUCCUCAAGGAGCCCCACGAGCCCCGUGAGCCCGAGGCCUUUGGCCAGAUAGGGAAACCACCCCUGGGGCUGCCGGGAGGGGACGGGGACAACCCGGCCCCCGAAACGCGGCUCUCAGCAUCCUUCAGUACUGAGCUGCAUGGCCUCUCCGAGAAGAACCCCUACCGUGACUCUGCCUACUUCUCCGACUACGACACCGAGGCUGAGCGAGGCCCCAAGGAUGAGGAGGACAGCGAUGGCUCUGAGACCCCGGAGGCAGAGAAGGAGGGACCCCAGCCCCACACGCAGGACAUGGCACAAGCCCCCGAGUUGGGGGAGGAUGCACUGCACCCCCCUGGAGCACCUGGCAGUCCCCUAGCAGCCCCCAGCACAGUGCUGGCAACCAAAGCACUGGACGUGGGGGUCUCUGUGGGGGACUGGCAGGGAGCAGAGACUGGUUGUCCCACUGUGCAGGAGCAUGGCACUGAAUUCCCAGCACGAAGCACUUCCCCGUGCCCCGAUGGUGAUGUGCUGGGAGACUCUGUGCCAACCAAGACUUUCUCCUUGUCCCCAGUGCCAGACAGUGAGGAGCCAGUGCCGGGCGAAGGGACCCAUGAGGCUGAGAGCAUCCCUGGACUGGGUGAACAUGUGGCUGGGGGUGAACAGACUAUGCCUCCUGUGCCAGGGCUUGGGGCAGCGGGGCUGCCCCCAGAGGGCACCAGGUUGGGCAUCACGCCUGGAGGGGAUGCGCCCGGGGGUCCCAGCACGCUGCCAUCAGGGAAUGAGUCACCGAUGGGUAUCUCCUUGCUCCCAUCCACCUCUGAGCGCCGAGAGGAGCCCGAGGAGGAGGAGGAGGACACGGAGGACAGUGAUGAGUCGGACGAGGAGCUGCGCUGCUACAACAUCCAGGAGCAGAGCGAGGAGAGCGAGGAGGAGCCGGCCGCCGUCCCCAUUGUGGUGGCUGAGAGCCACAGUGGCAGGAACCUGCGCAGCCUGCUCAAGAUGCCCAGCCUGCUCUCCGAGGCCUUCUGUGAGGACCUGGAGCGCAAGAAGAAGGCCGUGUCCUUCUAUGACGAUGUCACCAUCUACCUCUUUGACCAGGAAAGCCCCACACGGGAGCUGGGCGAGCAGAGCUUCCCAGAUGUCCCUGAGCCCUUGGCGCAGCCCCCAGCCAGCAGCAGCCCCACCAGCCCUACCAGCCCCACGGAGAGGCUGAGCGCAUCAGAUGACUCCUCGGAUGGCAAUGCCUCAGAAGAGAGUGGAGGCUUUGAGUGGGACGAUGACUUUCCGCUCAUGCCGGUGAAGCCAUCCCUGAUGUCCUCUCUGACACCGGCAGAGCCUGACCCAGCCGUGCCCACGCUGGUGCCGACCCCAAAACAGGUGCUGCCCCUCCAGUUCUCCCGCUUCACAGUCUCUCCUGCCCCGGUGUCCCGGUUCUCCAUCACCCACGUCUCCGACUCAGACAUGGACUCCGUAGGAGGCAGCAGCGAAGACGGUGACCGGGAAUGAGCCAGAGUGCACCUCACCUGCCUGCGUCCUCAGCACGGUACUGGCACUGGCACCGAUACUGGCACUGGCACUGGCACUGGCACUGGCCAGCGACUGCAGAGGACAGGGGCAGCCAGAGCCUGGUGUGGCUCCAGGCACCGUGCUCCGUUUUUUAGGCAGAUGUGGUUGGAAGGAAUUUGGGUGCUGCUGGCUGGAGCCGGGCACAGCCCAGGUGUGUGCCAGCGGUGCGUGUGCGAGUGGAUGGCUGCGUGUGUAUAAAUAGACAUAUAUAUAUAUAUAGACAUAUAUAU